CCACUCUCUCUCUCUCUUUCCCUGCAGGAUCAUCCCACCCCGACGGGCGGUCACCUCAGCAGGAGGAGUCGCCGCCGUUUCGCCUUCUCUCCCGCAAGACCUGACGGCAGUAAGCCUCGCCGCGCCGAGCCCGUCGCCAUGCAAGCAGGGAAGGCAGCCGGGAGCUGGGAGGGUGGCAGGCCCCUACAGCUCACCAUGAAGAGGGGCUACGAGGUGCUCCGCGACCCGCACCUUAACAAGGGCAUGGCUUUUACCUUGGAGGAAAGGCAACAACUGAAUAUCCAUGGACUGUUGCCACCUUGCUUUCUCAGUCAAGAUGUCCAGGUUUUGACUAUUCUUAAGAAUUUUGAAAGACUGACAUCCGACUUAGACAGAUAUAUUCUACUAAUGAGUCUUCAGGAUCGAAAUGAAAAGCUUUUCUAUAAAGUGCUGACUUCUGACAUUGAAAAGUUCAUGCCUAUUGUUUAUACUCCCACUGUGGGACUGGCUUGCCAGCAUUAUGGUUUAGCAUUUCGGAGGCCAAGAGGUCUUUUUAUUACUAUCCAUGACCGGGGGCACAUUGCUGCAAUGCUGAAGUCCUGGCCAGAGAAUGUCAUCAAGGCUAUUGUAGUGACAGAUGGAGAACGUAUUCUUGGUCUUGGAGACCUUGGCUGUUAUGGAAUGGGAAUCCCAGUUGGUAAACUGGCACUUUAUACAGCAUGUGGAGGAGUGAAACCUUUUGAGUGCCUACCUGUGAUGUUGGAUGUGGGAACAGAUAAUGAGGCAUUGCUGAAAGAUCCUUUGUAUAUUGGGCUGAGACAUAAGAGAAUCAGAGGUCAAGCCUAUGAUGAUCUUCUUGAUGAAUUCAUGGAAGCUGUGACUUCAAGUUAUGGCAUGAACUGUCUCAUUCAAUUUGAGGAUUUUGCUAAUGUUAAUGCAUUCCGCCUGCUGCAUAAAUACCGUAACAAGUAUUGCACUUUCAAUGAUGACAUUCAAGGAACAGCAUCUGUGGCAGUUGCAGGUCUUCUUGCAGCUCUGCGUAUCACUAAGAACAGGUUAUCAGAUCACACAGUGUUGUUCCAGGGAGCUGGAGAGGCUGCACUGGGGAUAGCAAACCUAAUUGUUAUGGCUAUGGAAAAAGAAGGGAUGUCUAAAGAUGCAGCUAUCAAAAGGAUAUGGAUGGUUGACUCAAAGGGAUUGAUAGUGAAGGGGCGUGCCUCAUUAACAGAAGAGAAAAGUCAUUUUGCACAUGAACAUGCUGAAAUGAGAAAUCUAGAAGACAUUGUUAAAGAUAUAAAACCAUCCGUGCUAAUAGGAGUUGCUGCAAUUGGUGGUGCUUUUACUAAACAAAUUCUUCAGGAUAUGGCUGCUUUCAACAAAAACCCAAUUAUUUUUGCUCUCAGCAAUCCUACCAGCAAAGCAGAGUGUACUGCUGAGCAGUGCUACAAAUAUACAGAGGGACGUGGCAUUUUUGCCAGUGGAAGUCCUUUUGAUCCUGUCACUCUUCCAAAUGGAAAAACUCUGUAUCCUGGGCAGGGUAACAAUUCCUACGUGUUCCCUGGUGUUGCUCUUGGUGUUAUUUCAUGUGGAAUGAAACAUAUUACUGAGGAUGUGUUCCUCACAACUGCUGAGGUAAUAGCUCAGCAAGUUUCAGAGGAGAAUUUACAGGAAGGUCGCCUGUACCCUCCUUUAGUAACAAUUCAGCAGGUGUCUCUGAAGAUUGCUGUGAGGAUUGCAGAAGAAGCCUACAGGAAUAACAGUGCCACCACCUACCCUCGGCCCGAGGACCUUGAAGCCUUCAUCCGUUCGCAGAUGUACAGCACUGAUUAUAACAGCUUUGUGGCUGACUCAUACACCUGGCCUGAAGAAGCCAUGAAAGUGAAACUGUAAAUACUUCAUGAAGAAAUAAGCAAAUCAGCAGCAGUGGAAAAGCACUAAAAUAUUCAGAAUGUUUCUGCCUAGAGAGCCGAAGAGUAGAUAAUUUUGUAAGAUUCAGAACAAGUUUUCUAAAUCGUAAUUUGAUUAGAAACUCAGAUUAAGAAGUCAUAAUUAAUUAUAAAUGAAAAAAUAAAAAUUGAUCUGAGAACUGUA
Molecule: messenger RNA, 2070 nt
Organism: Centrocercus urophasianus (Greater sage-grouse)
Lineage: Eukaryota; Metazoa; Chordata; Aves; Galliformes; Phasianidae
Gene: ME1
Product: malic enzyme 1
Exons: 14
Coding region: 139-1869 (576 amino acids)
Biological process (GO): malate metabolic process; pyruvate metabolic process
Cellular component (GO): mitochondrion
Molecular function (GO): malate dehydrogenase (decarboxylating) (NADP+) activity; malate dehydrogenase (decarboxylating) (NAD+) activity; NAD binding
Source: RefSeq, a predicted model, not a curated record